Molecule: messenger RNA, 807 nt
Organism: Eurytemora carolleeae
Lineage: Eukaryota; Metazoa; Arthropoda; Copepoda; Calanoida; Temoridae
Exons: 4
Coding region: 1-807 (268 amino acids)
Source: RefSeq, a predicted model, not a curated record
AUGAUUGACAGAACCACUCUCUGGCCAGAAGCAGUUCCUUUGUCCUCCAUCUCUAUUGAGGCUUGCGUGAGAGCUUUCAUCUCAACCUGGAUUUCUGUCAACUCUAACUUCAGACAGAGGAGCACAGUUCACAUCCUCCAUCUGGACCAGAGUCUGUCGGUUCCUGGAGCUGCUGACUCCGACUGGGGCUCACACCUGCCUCUGGUUUUGUUGGGACUCAGUUCUGUUCCCAAGGAAGACACAGGUUUCCCCAUCUCAGAGGUAGUGUACAGUUUUGCUCUGACGAUCCCUGGUGAAUUCCUAGACACCCCAGAGCUUCCAAGUUCUCAAUUUGUCAGCAAAAUAGAGAAGAGAAGAUGCCAGCAAACAACUUUCACUCGCUCCUCUGUAUCGGGUCCUUAUCUGGUUGUGGAGCGGCAGAGAAAGUUUCUUUGCCUCCAGAUUGGUACUAAGGUAGAUGCUGUUUCUCUGGACCAUUUAAAACCAGUGUUUUCUGACUUUCCAGUGGUUCCUGUGGCUCCUCCGCCUAGAGGAUGUCCUCCUCUUCAACCAGCAAAACAGCCUCCUGACCCAUCCUCCGCUGUGAAAAAGUCUGUGGUGUUCCUAAUCAAACCUGAAGUUAUACCAAGACGGAACCAUCACAGACAUGCCAGAGUAAGAAGUUCCUGCUCCUCCGGAUGUGAAGGCGUGGCAAGCUGGGGGUAUGGGUCAGAAUAUACAAACCCUAUAUGUGUGCACAUUUUUGAUCUCAGUGGACCAAGUGUUAGUAUUGGAACUAAUGUUUCCUGGACAGAGAUCAGGCCUUGA